GUCGCCUUCUAAAUUAUCCCCAUUCCGGAGCACCCUUUGAUACAAGGGGCAGAUGUUGCGUCAUGCCUACAUGCAUCGUGCCCCAGGGCACCGAGCCAGGCGUUUAUCACUUCCCAGCCUUCCAUUGCCCGUGGGCUUAAAGCUGCUCUGAGCUCCGAACAAGGAAAUUGUUCAAACAUCCUCAAACGUGAUUCCUCCAAGAGUUGAUUCACAUAUCAAUAGUCGUGUCAUGAAACAGUUACAUUAGAGGAUCUCGUCUCUAGUCAAAAUCCCAAACCCCAACUACACCCUCACUACGGAUUACGAGCCUCAAGAGUUCACUACUCCGCGCUCCGAAAAGCACAGAAACCGCACGCCAAACUCCUCAAGUCGGGGACUCGGGGGCCCCGCCGUCCGUGACCCAGCUAAUCCAGUGGAGAGGCAUAGACGCGCCCGCCCCGACCUGGAACCCGCGGGCAACGUGCUCGACGGAAUGCCGCACCGGGACGUCGUCUCGGCCACGGCCGCCAUCGGCGCGCUCACCCGCCGCGGCCGGCACCGCGACGCCCUCGCCCUGUUCUCUCGAGUGCUCGCCGACGGCAUCGCGCCCAACGAGUUCACCUUCGGCACCGUCCUCCGCUCGGCCACCGCGCUGCGCGCCCCGCGCGUGGGCGCGCAGCUCCAAGCCUGUGCCGCCAAGCUCGGACUCUGCUCCAACGUCUUCGUCGGCAGCGCUCUCCUCGACCACUACGCCAAGAUGGGCGGCAUGAGGGAAGCCCAGGGUGCGCUCGAGGAUACCCGUGAGCCGAACGUGGUCUCUUACACCGCGCUCAUUGCGGGUUUUCUGAAGAACGGGAUGUUUGAGGACGCAGCCCUGGUGUUCCGGUGCAUGCCAGAGAGGAACGUGAUCUCUUGGAAUGCGAUGAUCAGCGGAUGCAGCCAAGCCGGUCUCAGCGAGGAGGCUGUCAAUCUGUUCCUGGAAAUGUGUCGAGAAGGCAUCACGCCGAAUGAAAGCACGUUCCCUUCCGUGCUCACAUCUGUUGCCAAUGCCGGGGCACUUGGCGUUGGUCGAAGCGUCCAUGCAUCGGCCAUUAAGUUCUUGGGCAAGCUUGACGUUUAUGUGGGCAAUUCUCUUGUGACCUUCUAUGCCAGGUGCGGCAGCUUGGAGGACAGUGUCCUAGCGUUCAAAAAGAUCAACCAAAAGAAUGUGGUAUCCUGGAACGCGCUGAUAUGCGGGUAUGCGCAGAAUGGGAGGGGAGAGGAGGCUUUGGAUGCUUACAAGGCAAUGAGAGCAACCGGCCUGAAGCCAGAUAAUGUCACUCUUCUCGGCUUGCUGUUUGGUUGCAACCAUGCUGGCCUGGUUGACGAGGGCCAUUCAUUGUUCAAGGCUGCUGAGAUGGAGCAGCCCGGCAUACUGAAGCCUGAGCAUUAUGCUUGUGUAGUUGAUCUACUGUCUCGAGCCAAGCGGUUCGACGACGCCAAGAGGUUUCUUGAGGAGCUACCCUUUGAGCCUGGCAUUGGGUUCUGGAAAGCGUUGAUAGGAGGCUGUCAGAUUCACUGGAGCAGGGAGCUGGCUGAGAGCGUCGCAAAGCGCAUUCAUAUGCUGGAUCCGAAGGACACAUCCUCCUAUAUUCUUCUCUCUAAUGUUUACUCUGCGGCAGGAAGCUGGCAAAGCGUGUCCAUGAUCAGGAGGGAGAUUAAGGAGAAGGGGCUGAAGAGGAUCACUGGCUGCAGUUGGAUUGAGGUCCAGGACAAGGUCCAUGUCUUCUUCAAUGGAGACUGUAGACAUCCUCGGAGUGAUGAAAUUUACUCGAUCCUAGAAGCAUGUCUGUAUAAAAGGGACGAUGAUGGACAUGAACACUCAGCUGUAUGAUCAUGAGAAAUCAUCCAAAAGACUAUUGGCAAAGGUAUCAGGUUAACUAAUGUGUUGCGGUGGCAGCAAGAAAUGUCCCUCUUAACGCCAAUAGCAAAGGAAAGCUGCCGAGUUCCUGGACGGCUAGACCCCAGAGACCAGAACAAAGAUGGGCAGCUGGAUCAUGCUCCUCAGGUCAGACCGUCAGAGGAUGGUGCUGCAAAUCCUGCAAUCUCAGAAGAUCAUCACAAAGCUUUUACAUCGCAAUCCUGGCUGAUUUGUUUUCCUUUCCUUCUCAACAUUCUUUUAAAAAAAUGUUAAAAUCUUGCAAUUAGCAAUUUGAUAGAUUACAUUGGAAACCCUGAGGAAAUUGUAAUUCGUCAAGGUGAAUAUGGAGAGCUAG
Molecule: messenger RNA, 2234 nt
Organism: Phragmites australis (common reed)
Lineage: Eukaryota; Viridiplantae; Streptophyta; Magnoliopsida; Poales; Poaceae
Product: pentatricopeptide repeat-containing protein At5g42450, mitochondrial-like
Exons: 2
Coding region: 473-1852 (459 amino acids)
Biological process (GO): RNA modification
Molecular function (GO): RNA binding; protein binding
Source: RefSeq, a predicted model, not a curated record